This is a messenger RNA of Vespula vulgaris, 4190 nucleotides long. RefSeq names its product eukaryotic peptide chain release factor subunit 1 (gene eRF1). The coding region runs from base 534 to 1844 and encodes 436 amino acids. The record is from RefSeq and is a predicted model, not a curated record. Gene Ontology annotation, biological process: cytoplasmic translational termination. The transcript is spliced from 12 exons. Lineage: Eukaryota; Metazoa; Arthropoda; Insecta; Hymenoptera; Vespidae. Gene Ontology annotation, cellular component: cytosol; translation release factor complex. Gene Ontology annotation, molecular function: translation release factor activity, codon specific; sequence-specific mRNA binding.
CUUCCAGUCUUUGCUUCCCAUUUUGUAACGUGCAGUACAUACGUCUAAUGAAGUACUGACGUUUUUGGGUCCUAUUUUAAUUUGGUCCGGGUCCAUUAACACGUUUUUUAGACCGAACGUUCAUUUAAUAGCGGGACUAAGGACAUAAAGGGUCUGAAAAACAUCACGAAUCCUGCUAGUCGAGAAAAUAUAACUUUACGUUGUGAGGAAGAAGUGGAAGAAAGAAAGUUGUGGGAAAGAAAGAGAAGUACUGACGUCCCGCUGCGGUGUCGCAUGGCCGACGUGUGCAUUUCGAAAUCUAUCGUCGCGUGGUAUUCGCCGUGCAGCAGGUAUAGACGUUAAAGAGGAAUUGCACGUGGCAAGACGAUCCUAGAAAGGAACAUACACACAAAAAGCGAACCUGUGGUACCCGGUUUUCGCGAGGACGCGGGCCACUUUAAUCUUUCCAACGAACUUCCUCGAUAAAUCUGCCGACACGUAUUAAAUCCGACGAAGAUCUCAGAAGCCGCGACCACGCGACUCUACGCACAGCAAUGUCCAACGAGGAAACUUCCGCCGACCGCAAUGUCGAAAUCUGGAAAAUAAAGAAACUCAUAAAGAGUCUCGAAAUGGCUAGAGGGAAUGGUACCAGUAUGAUUUCAUUAAUUAUACCCCCUAAAGACCAAAUAUCAAGAGUAAGCAAGAUGUUAGCUGAUGAAUUUGGAACUGCGUCUAAUAUUAAGUCCCGUGUAAAUAGAUUAUCGGUUUUGGGUGCAAUUACAUCUGUACAACAUAGGUUAAAAUUAUAUACCAAAGUGCCUCCAAAUGGCCUGGUAAUAUACUGUGGUACUAUUGUGACCGAAGAAGGCAAAGAAAAAAAAGUCAAUAUUGAUUUUGAACCAUUUAAACCUAUUAAUACUUCUUUAUAUCUUUGCGAUAAUAAGUUUCAUACAGAAGCCCUUACUGCAUUACUAGCGGAUGAUAAUAAAUUUGGAUUUAUUGUUAUGGACGGUAAUGGGGCUUUAUUUGGUACUCUUCAAGGAAAUACGCGUGAAGUUUUACAUAAAUUUACUGUUGACCUUCCUAAAAAACAUGGUAGAGGAGGCCAGUCAGCUCUUCGUUUUGCUCGGUUACGUAUGGAAAAACGACAUAAUUACGUCCGAAAAGUAGCUGAAGUAGCUACACAACUUUACAUUACCAAUGACAAGCCUAAUAUUGCUGGAUUGAUAUUAGCAGGAAGUGCAGAUUUUAAAACAGAACUUAGUCAAUCAGAUAUGUUUGAUCCUAGAUUGCAAGCAAAAGUUAUAAAGUUAGUUGAUGUGUCUUAUGGAGGAGAAAAUGGUUUCAAUCAGGCCAUUGAAUUAGCAGCUGAAUCUUUACAAAAUGUAAAAUUCAUUCAAGAAAAAAAGCUCAUUGGUCGUUAUUUUGAUGAAAUAUCUCAAGAUACUGGAAAAUAUUGUUUUGGCGUAGAAGAUACAUUAAGAGCUUUGGAAUUAGGUAGUGUAGAAACGUUAAUUUGUUGGGAGAAUUUAGAUAUUCAACGAUAUGUUUUAAAAAAUCAUACAAAUGCAGAAGAGAAAGUAUUACACUUGACACCAGAACAAGAAAAAGACAAAACUCAUUUUACAGAUAAAGAGAGUGGAGUAGAAUUGGAACUUGUGGAAUGUCAACCACUACUUGAAUGGCUUGCGAAUAAUUAUAAGAGUUUUGGUGCCACCUUGGAAAUUAUUACAGACAAGUCGCAGGAAGGAUCACAAUUUGUCAGAGGGUUUGGUGGAAUAGGAGGAAUCCUCCGCUACAAAGUUGACUUCCAGUCACUGCAGGCCGAUGAGCCUCUUGAUGAUGUUGACCUCGAUGAUUACUAAUUUCAUCCAUGAGAUACUCAAAGUCAACCAGCUCGCAUACUGGGAAAGGUAUUCUACGUUACAAAGUGGACUUUCAAAGUAUGCAGCUGGAAGAUAUUGAAAUUGAUAGUUUCGAUCUGGAUGACUAUUAAAUUCCCGAUUUGACAAAAACACGAUUCUCUUAGCUUCGAAAUGGAAAAUAGCACGUACCUCUUUGCAUUGUAUUUCAAGAAAAGUAUGCAAAGAUGCACGUUGCAAAAUAAUUAUUUGAUGCGGUACAUAGGGUAUCAUCAGGAAAUUAUUGUCUAGACUAUGAACAUCAAGCAGCUAGCAAUUUACACAGGACAGUGCGGAAAAAAUGGUGCGUUGGUAACAGUUCAUACCUGUUAAUAACAACAAAGGCAACUCGAAGACUGUGACACUUAAUUAAGCCAGCUUGAUAUCUGCCUACUCCACACAUUACCUACUAUGUUCUUUGAUUAUUCACAUGGAUUUAUUUAAUAACUUGCUCAAACAAUGGUAUCAUGUAGAAUUGUACAGUAUAUGAUUUGAGGUAUAUCAUUUUCUCUCACAUCGACGUUUAUCAUCUUGUCAUCGUGCUAUUAAAAAAAGUGGUUAUUCAUAAAUACAGUUCUAGCAUAAUUUUUGUUCACAUACGAUCAUAGCUGAGCUGUAAUAAACUGAUUGUCAUAAACUUAAAUGUGCGUAUCGUGCAUUCUAUACCAAUUGCAAAAUUCAUAUGAAUAAUAAAAAGCUCUGUACAUAUACAUAAAUUUUUAAUGGCACAGUUGCCUUAGGAGAAACAAAAUCUUUCCGUCUUAACGAGUGAUACACAUACAAAUGUAAGAACAGUUUCUUAAAAUCGAUAUUGCUUUAUUGCUGGCUCGCGAUUCUUAGAUUUUGUACACCCACGACUGUACAUAACAAAUGCUGUAUAAGCGUAUCAACCUAAUCUCUUAAUUGUUGAAGAGGUUCGCCUCAAUGGUAAGAUAAAUUUUUGCAAUAUAAGAAUAACAGUUACUAAAGAUAUUACAAAUAUUAUAAUUAAAUUUUUAAUUUGUCUUGCUUAUUUGUACAAUGCCUUUGUAAUAAACAGUACUGUAAAUGUAUAAAUGUGAAGAGAAUGCAAUGUGCGAUGUUGGCAAUGUAUCCUUUAUAAAAAAAAAAAGAAGAAAAAUAUUAUAAGGAAUAGUUUUUUUCUUAAUGCUGUGAAAUUUUCGAUAAAUGAUGUCUGUUUAUUUACAUCAUACAAUACUUCAUUUACUUUAGGAUUUUUCUGUGCAAGGCAUGCAUCCUAAAAUACUAUUUUACGACGAGCAAGAUCAAUAAAAAUUUGAUUUGCUGUCGUGUACAACGAAUUUUUAAUAGAUUAAAAAGAACAAAAAUAACAUUCAAUCUUUUAAUUUAAAUGAGAGAAAUUUUUGGAUGUUCCAAUCUAUAUAAUAUAAUAUCAAAGAUUUAAGAGCCAUAAUUAAAAAAUGUAUCUUGGAUAAACAUAUAACUAAUAAUUUGAAAAUAUAUUUUUGAAGAAAAUAGUUUGUGUGUUGUAGGUUGUUCUAAUAUGUUAUGUUUACGUUUCUGACGAGCAUUUUUUAUUUAUUUUGUUUUUAAUGUUUCUAAAUGUAAUUGACGUGAGUUAUUUGUUGGUAUAAAGAAUUGCAGAAAGUAUGAUUUUAAACAUAUAUAAAAUUUUAAUCAAGAUUCAAGUAUCAUGGGAAAAGUAUUGCGAAAUAUGAAGUUUUUUGAUUAGGCAUAAUAAUUCGGAAAAGAAUUAGUUUAAAUCAUAGCCAUAAAAUCCAUAGCGUUUUAAUCUUUUUGGUAAGAGUGGAGAUGUUUAUUACACUGCCGAAUAGUACGACGCAAUAAAGUAUCGCCGAGCACAGUAUCUACUAUAAAAAUAAGUUCAAUUUGGAACUGUUCGUUGUUUACAUUACUAUUAGCUCGUAAUUUACAUUUAGAAGUUCAUAGAUUAUUUUCAAACUAUUUUAAUAUUACAAAUGUAUCUUAUUCGAUCAACGACCAAUUAACAUUUAAACGAAUGAACGAAUGUUAUGCUAUCUCGAUCAUCAUGAUUUAUUAUCUUUUAUUUGAUAAUAAAUUUUCGUUCGAUAAACCUUCAUAAUAUUCAUGAGAAGAAGACCAAUAGAUUUAAUUCUCGAUUUUGUAAAAAACAAUAUUUAUGCAGAGGAACUCUUUCGUACAAGUAUGUAGGAAUUAUAGCCUAUUACGAGGGGUCAAGAAGCGUACAUUCAUAUGUUCAUUCGAAUUGGGUAACGUUCCAAAUGUUAGAUUUAAAUAUCAAAUUUUUAAGAAAAUAUGUUAAUUUGAUAGUAUGCAAUAAAUGAGAAAAUAUUCAUCUAGGAUUUA